UUCCGGCAGAGUCCGGAAGACAGUGCGAGAUGGGAGGGGGCGGAGCCAGUGCGGCGCGCCCAAUCGAGACGAAGUCUUGGCUGGCCCGGGCUCUCGUGGGCUCACUCGCUCUAGGGAACCGGCACCAUGGCGUCGGGCUGCAAGAUCGGCCCGUCCAUCCUCAACAGCGACCUGGCCAACCUGGGGGCCGAGUGCCUGCGCAUGCUGGACUCGGGGGCCGACUACCUGCACCUGGAUGUAAUGGACGGACAUUUUGUUCCCAACAUCACUUUUGGUCACCCUGUGGUUGAAAGCCUCCGAAAGCAGCUGGGCCAGGACCCUUUCUUUGGCUCACUUCUCAGUACUUUUUAUCUUUUAUCAUCAGUCUGUCCUGAUGCAAUGCCACCCUCAUAUCCAACCCACUUUUUCUUCCUGGAUUUAGAUAUGCACAUGAUGGUUUCUAGGCCAGAACAGUGGGUAAAACCAAUGGCUGUGGCAGGUGCCAAUCAAUACACCUUUCAUCUUGAGGCAACUGAGAACCCAGGGGCUUUGAUUAAAGACAUCCGGGAGAAUGGGAUGAAGCAUUGUUUGUUACAGGUUGGCCUUGCCAUCAAACCAGGAACUACAGUCGAAUAUUUGGCCCCAUGGGCUAAUCAAAUAGAUAUGGCCUUGGUAAUGACCGUAGAACCUGGGUUUGGAGGGCAGAAAUUCAUGGAAGAUAUGAUGCCCAAGGUUCACUGGUUGAGGACCCAGUUCCCAACUUUGGAUAUAGAGGUCGAUGGUGGAGUAGGUCCUGACACUGUUCAGAAGUGUGCGGAGGCAGGAGCUAACAUGAUUGUGUCUGGCAGUGCCAUUAUGAGAAGUGAUGACCCCAGAGCUGUUAUCAACUUACUAAGAAACGUUUGCUCAGAAGCGGCUCAGAAACGUUCCCUUGACCGAUGAAGCCACAAGGAACCCAGUUUCUGCCCAUGAACCCUGUUUUUUACUGGAAACGAGGAAUAUUGACUACCAAUCACAUUGCAAUUGAAGCAAUGCUGCAUUCCAGGGAUUCAAGUCAAUUGUGCAGGAUGGUCAAGAGGUUAGAAAUAACUACCUUUUUAGAGAUGCCAUUUAGAAAUUAACGUGGUGAAAAGUAUUCACAUUUAUACUGGGAGAAUGAUUUUUGUAAAGAGUGAAAAUUUGAUUUGUUAAGAUUACAGAUAGAAAUGUGUCUUAAUGCCUAAAGAGGAAAAUUAGCUACUAUGAAAAACAUUUUUCUGUAUUUUUACAAAGAAUGUUCUGUUGAUUCCCUGGUUUAUCCCUAAAGCAAAUGACAUCCAUAUUUUCUCUAGUUCAUGUCAUUUGUGAUUUGUUUAUAUGCCUGAGAAUAUGAAUGGAAUGAGAUGAAAAUUAGAAGGUUUGGUGGGGUAGCAUGUCAUGGUCUGGUAUUUGAAUUAUUUUUUCUUUUUAUCUUAUACUUGGUUUAUUAAAAACUAUAAAAAUAAUGUAUGAAGCCUAGGGUUUCUGAAAUGCAAGCGCAGACUUAUCAAGGUGUCACCUUUGUCACAGCAGGCUACUCUGUAAUUCCUUCCUGCUGCCUCACUCAUCCACCAUUCCUAGGGGUAUGAAAUAGAACCAUACAGUUUCUCUUGGAAGUGCCACUGGGUUGAAUACCAAUAGAACAGAAUAUCCUAUUCUAGCUCUUUAAUGAAAUCACCCAUCUUGUUUUCACUAUAAACUCUUAUAUAUAUUGAAUGGAAUCAUAACUAUUGUGCAUUUGAGAAUUAAAAGGGUAACAUGGUUUUGGAAGGCCUAUACCUAGACUAUAGAGGAUGCUCAACAUAAAAUGGCAAGCAUCAUGUCUGUUUUGAGUGAUUAAGCACUUUUGUAUAAUCAAAUUAACUGCUAAAUUGUCCUAUAAUUGUUGGAACAGGUAUUCUUUUCCUAUUAGAAAAGUAAGGCUCCACAGUAGCCUGAUACAUAGAAAACCUGGUAUAGCAGAAGCAGUUUCUGGUGGGCACUGCUGCUCUGACUACAAACAGAGCUCCUGAGAUGUUAGAGAAAAGGAAGUUUACUUUUCUUAUUUUCAGUGUAACUGUAUCCUCUAGCAGAAUCAGAGUAAGUCAAGAAUACUUGGGAAGUACAGAUUUUGACCCCAAGGAUGGAUGGAUAUAUAAAACAUUUCUAACAAAGAAGAAGGGAGCUAAGAGAUGACAGAUAUUAAUACUUGUUUCUAUUUUAGCUUACCAAAGGUUUGUUCAUUUAAUCAAAUCACACAAUACAAGGCAUAUAGAAAUAACUUUAAUUAAAAAAACUAUGUAGAAGGUUAUAAUAUCAGUCAUGACAAAGAUUUGAAUUUAUUUGCUGGGACAACUUGUAUUUUUCUGGCUUUUGUUCUUUUUCUUUAAAAAUAAAUGUACAGUAAAACUAUAA
Molecule: messenger RNA, 2391 nt
Organism: Rattus norvegicus (Norway rat)
Lineage: Eukaryota; Metazoa; Chordata; Mammalia; Rodentia; Muridae
Gene: Rpe
Product: ribulose-5-phosphate-3-epimerase
Biological process (GO): pentose-phosphate shunt; carbohydrate metabolic process
Cellular component (GO): cytosol
Molecular function (GO): D-ribulose-phosphate 3-epimerase activity; racemase and epimerase activity, acting on carbohydrates and derivatives
Source: RefSeq, a predicted model, not a curated record